Molecule: messenger RNA, 1299 nt
Organism: Aspergillus calidoustus
Lineage: Eukaryota; Fungi; Ascomycota; Eurotiomycetes; Eurotiales; Aspergillaceae
Source: the annotation of a GenBank genome assembly
AUGGAAGGUAAAACAACCCUCAUCGUCGGCGCAGGCAUCUUCGGCGUCAGCACAGCCUACCACCUCGCGCUACGAUCCCCGGACCCUUCAAAUAUUACCCUCCUAGACCGAGCUACCCCUCCAUCAAACAACAACCUUGGCGCAUCAGCCGACCUCAACAAGAUAGUCCGGGCAGACUACUCUAGCCCUCUGUACAUGGAAUUAGGCUUUGAGGCGAUCGAAGCAUGGAAAACACUCCCAUUCUUCCGCGACGCGGGCAUAUACCACCAGUCCGGGUGGAUCGCUAUGGACGAAAUGGGUAGUGAUGUCCCCACUCGUAUCAGGGAGAAUUUCCGCAACGGAGGGUAUGAUGGUGUUAUUAUUGAUAUGGAGGAAGAGAAGGUUCGGGGCGCUUGGGGUGGGGUUCUGCAGCGCACGGAUUGUGAGCGGUUUGGAUCGUAUUAUUUCAACAAGUCGGCCGGGUGGGUUGAGGCUGGGAGGGCGCUCGGGAUCAUGCUUCAGGAGGCUAUCAGGCUGGGUGUGAGGUAUGAGGCGGUGGAGGCGAAGCGUCUUGUGUUCCCUGGAGAUGGAAACGGCGUGCAGGGUGUUGAAACCGAAGAUGGAACGGUGUUUCGGGCGGAUAGGGUUCUGCUGGCGACUGGUGCUUGGACGAGCAAGCUUAUGUCGUCCUUGGAGGAUGAGCUGGGUAUGCCGGAUGCUCAGAGAGUGGAGAGGCAGGUCUAUGCUGCUGGUGUCUGUGUGGCCCAUUUUCAGCUUUCGGAGGAAGAGGAGGAGGGAUACUCGAAACUCCCGGUGCUGGUAUAUGGAGGACAAGGCGAGAUCAUACCUCCGACAUCAAACGGUAUCUUGAAGUUCACGAGCACGACUUCCUUUAAAAACACGAUCCAGACAGCAUCGGGCCAUGAGAUCUCCGUGCCCAUAGAAGACCAACUUGAUGCCCCUCGUGGUCUUCAGGAGGACUUGGUCGCAGCUGUUCGAGCGCGUCUUCCCCAGCUGUUGGAUGGAGAGCGCAAGCCGGAUUACUAUCGACUGUGCUGGGACUCUAUCUCUGACAGCCAGCACCCGUUGAUAGAUAGGCACGCUGAUCCCCGGUUGGAGAAUCUGUACUUUGCCGUUGGGGGAUCAUUUCACUUUUACAAGUUUCUUCCAACAAUUGGACAGUACGUGGCAAACGUCCUUGAAAGUGUCGAGAACGCUUCCGGCAGAGAUACUGCUUGGUCGUGGAAGUCAACCGGUGUGAGCGCGAAGGGGGUGCACGAGUCCCUUAUUCCAAAGAGAGAGUUCAGGGACUUUAUUUGA